Molecule: messenger RNA, 1011 nt
Organism: Saccostrea echinata
Lineage: Eukaryota; Metazoa; Mollusca; Bivalvia; Ostreida; Ostreidae
Product: coagulation factor XI-like
Exons: 7
Coding region: 13-1005 (330 amino acids)
Biological process (GO): proteolysis
Molecular function (GO): serine-type endopeptidase activity
Source: RefSeq, a predicted model, not a curated record
ACGAACUUGUAGAUGAUGCAUGAACGUCCUCUUCGCCUGUCAAAGUCCGACCAUUUACCUCAUCAGAUAAUACAGACAGAAUCACAGGACAAGAUGAUAAAUCGGGUGAUUAUCUUCACGGUCCUCUAUGUAUUGCUGAUUAAUCCAGCGGAAGCUCUGUCAAGACAACGACGGGUAAUUGGUGGAAAAGUGGCGGGAGAUGGGGAAUGGCCGUGGUUGGUCAGUUUGCAUGGGAAAAUUGUUACCAAAAGACUGUUUGGUUUUAUUCCUAUUGCUCACAAACAUUUGGUGUGUGGAGGAUCCGUCUUAAAUGACCGAUGGAUACUUACAGCUGCACAUUGUUUUUACGAUAGGAAUGGUGGGUCAGAAAAACGCAAGGCAUCGAACUGGGAGGCAAAAUUAGCGUCUGCCUCUUUAAAAUCAAACCCAAUAGAAAAGAUUAAAAAUUUCCUGGGGAAGUUGUUUGAUAAAGAAUCUUGGAGAUACUGGGAAGUGGACGUGGAACGCAUUGUACUUCAUCCUCUGUAUAAUGGCCAAAAUUUUUGGGAACAUGACAUAGCUUUAGUGCGUCUUUCCCGGAGUGUCCCAUCUGGACCUUCGUACGACAACAUCAAACGGGUCCCAUUGCCAUCUGCUGAUAAUGCGUCAUUUCCGGGCAUUGGAGAUGACUGUGUCAUGAAGGGAUGGGGUUGCAGAUCUGGAGGUGCUAAGUUGUCCUUCAACGCACACAGCGUUUCCCUUCCGAUUUUUGACAAAAAAUCAUGUGCGCAAAUUUACGGAACAAGGGAUAUAGGGAAAAGAAUAUGUGCAGGUUUUCUAAGCAAUGGCAAAGGCAUUUGCAAGGGAGAUAGUGGUGGUCCGUUAACGUGUAGGGACAAAGAUAACCAAUGGAUACAAGUGGGCGUGGCUUCAUUUUCUAGCCGGGAUAAACCCGGAAGUUAUCCCGCUGUGUUUACACGUGUGUCGGCGUAUUUGGACUGGAUAAACAAAACAAUAAAGGGAUAAAGUUUC